AUGGCGCGCACACGUUCGAAACCCGCAAAGACGACGCCCAAGGAAUCCACACCUGAACCCACCACUUCCACAGCCAAAUCGCUACCUGCAAGCACCUCGAAUCCCCCGAAACUCUUCGUACUACCAAAAGACACAUCCAAAGAUGCGCACAUAGUCAGUCUCGACAAUCCCGCAAACGAGACACCAUCAAGAUACUACUUUUGCCCUGAGAAAGGCUUCUAUGAGUUCACGCGCAUCGCAGCGCCGAAGAAAGACUGCAAGAGUUGGUUGAUAACGGGAGAGAAAAGCGAAGGAGACAACACAGAAGCGACAGAUGCUUCAAGAAUAGGAAGCGGCUACAUCACCAAAUCCGCCGACUUGUUCAUCGCAACACCAAUCGACAUCCUCUUCCUCGUUCUACCCGCCCUCACACCAAAGUCAGCAAAAGACACCAAACAACACUUCCUCGCCUUCGAUGAUUACCUCGACACACUCUCUUCGGCUUCGCCGCAUUGGAAAGCGCUAUCGUCACAAUACUCCACGUUGAAAACCAUGGUAGAAAAAAGGAUGAGAAGAAUAUGCGACACAGUCGACGCAGGCGAAGAAACCAUGUACCGCCUCUCCCACUCCAAACUUCUCGAAGUCCUGCUAGCAAAAGCCGAGCGCAUGAUAAAGAACGGACUCCCACCGUCCCUAGAAGAAAGGUACAUCAAGACCGCUUUAGAAAUCCCCAUUAUGAGCAUAAAGCGGGAGGAAAGCACAUUAAGUGCCGUCUCAGCAACUACAGAUGCAGAAGAAGAAAAGGAGAACAACCGGACAGCCGACUCUCAAACAAGCGUGGAAACCACCAUAACAACACCCGACGACGCCCCCUCAAAACCUACCCUCACAACCCCCAAGGAGAUCCCGCAACUCCUCCGCCUCCGGACAUCCCUAACUUACCUCCUUUCGUCUUACGUCCCCCCAGUGCUGCGUCCUUCUCUUCUCGCCCUCCUAACCUCACGCUUCACACCUCUCGACGCCCACCUAUCCUCCAUCGCCGCCCUAAAGUCUGAAGCCCUCUCUUUACGCUCCCUCUCCGAUAACAUAAGCCGGAAGCGCGCUAUUGAAUUGGACGAAGAAAAAAUAGCGGAACGAGAGGAGAAGAAGAGGAAAAAAGAGGACGAGGAGAGGAAGAAGAAGAGUGAGGGAAGAGGGGUUAAACAGCUGAAGAAAGUUGAUACAAGUGGUAUGAGGAAGAUGAGUAGUUUUUUUACCGUCAAGCCGAAAGGGAAGUAG
This is a messenger RNA of Alternaria atra, 1257 nucleotides long. RefSeq lists its product as uncharacterized. Lineage: Eukaryota; Fungi; Ascomycota; Dothideomycetes; Pleosporales; Pleosporaceae. Gene Ontology annotation, biological process: RNA catabolic process; ribonucleotide metabolic process. Bases 1 to 1257 code for a protein of 418 amino acids. The transcript has a single exon. The record is from RefSeq and is a predicted model, not a curated record. Gene Ontology annotation, cellular component: ribonuclease H2 complex; nucleoplasm.